AUGAACACGAAUGGUAAGCUCUAUGAGCCAAAGAGUGGUGCGUCUGUAAUUUGUUUUGGCCACCCAUUACUUGAUAUGAUGGCGAAUGUAGACCAAAGUUUCCUACUGAAGUACGAAAUUCAACCAGGCAGCGUCAGUUUAGCUCGACCAGAACAGCUCCCACUCUUUGAUCAUCUCCUGGAUGGCAAUCUGAAGGUAGAGUAUGUACCUGGUGGAUCAGCUAUGAACACUGCACGGACGUUUUCAUGGGUUCGACCUGAUGCUCAUGUGUCUUACAUCGGUGCCCUCGGAAAGGAUAGAUUUUCUAGCAUUCUCAAGAUGGCACUUUCUCAAGCUAAUGUAGAGCCUCUCUUCGAGGAGCACACCACAAAGCCCACCGGCACAUGUGCAGGACUAGUUUUUCAAAAGGAGCGCUCUCUUCUUGCCAACCUGGGGGCCGCCGUGGAGCUGUCCUUACAGCACUUUAAACAUCCCGAUGUCCAGCGCAGCAUUCGGGAUGCUUCGUUGUACUACGCCGAGGGCUUCUUUCUGAACACCGUCUCCAGUCCGCAAGGAUUACUCGCGGUUGCUCAGCACUCGAAACAGUAUGGGAAGAUUUUCUGUCUUAACCUCAGCGCACCUUAUAUUUCUAUAGCUUUCCGAGAUCAUAUUGCUGCGCUUAUGCCCUUCAUUGAUUAUAUAUUUGGAAGUGAGGAGGAUGUGUUGGCCUACGCCGCGGCGCGGUGGCCGCAAGAGUUUGGUACCGCACAACACGCGGAUCAGGAUUUCUACAUUCGCUCGGCGGUUUCGAAAAUCUCGCUGAUUCCUUCUCUCACCGGCAAGCGUACGGUCAUCGCCACGCGUGGGGCGAUGAGCACCAUUAUCGCUUGCGGUGAACGCAUUUUGGAGGUGGAGGUGGCACCGAUACCAGAAAAUGAAAUUGUCGACCUUAAUGGGGCCGGUGAUGCCUUUGUGGGUGGGUUUCUUGCACAACUGAUGACAUCGAUAGACAACAUUGAUGCUGAUCAUCUUAUUCGUAGUGUCUCGAUUGGGCACAAGGCUGCCCAGAAUUGCAUACAACACAAUGGGGCCACAUUGGGUGGACAUCCACCAGCCGUAGAAAGCACUUGA
This is a messenger RNA of Phytomonas sp. Hart1, 1110 nucleotides long. The record is from the annotation of a GenBank genome assembly. NCBI's taxonomy places the organism in Eukaryota, Euglenozoa, Kinetoplastea, Trypanosomatida, Trypanosomatidae.